AUGGCUCGCCUCACAGAUCUGCCACCAGAGAUAGCAGUUUGGAUCGGAAGCUAUUGCGACAAAGCAACAAUCAGGUCAAUCGUAUCAGUUUGCGUUCAAAGCUACAAUAACUUCAAUGCCUGCAAGUUUGAAGACUUUCGACCGCGCGGAGAUGUAGGGCGGCUUGCCUAUUACUUGCAGACGCUGGUUAUAGUCAAACCUGAGAUGCGCAUUACCCCUUGCUUAAGUGCUGCUAGGAAAGCUACAAUUGUAGUAAAUUCCUCUUGUCAGCCAAAUGACAGGAAGAAGUCACAGGAGUUACCUGAACCACCAUACGAUCUCCUAGUAGACGUGCUCAGCAGACUGCUUUUCAAGAUGAGUGCAAUUCGAUAUCUGAGGCUUGACAUUGAUUGUUUACCUAUCGAGAGUAAACGAAAGCUCGCAAAACUCAUCCACCCUUAUCACAGUACAUUGGUGGCUUCAAAGUGGAAAAUGAUGCGUGGUGCACUUAGGCCUCUAGAUAUACCCAGGCCUUUAGACACGCCACUACAACAUCGUGAGCUCCAUAUCAACGCAUCGGCAGAGGUCACUAUAGUAUUACUCGCUGGCUACGAUAGAUCACAGCUUACAUUACUUCAUUGCUACGUCGAGCGACUGUUGCCACCUGGAGAGCAGCAUCUAGAGCUAGAACAUAGCGCCGCCCAUCAGUACCGGCAGAUCAUGAGGAUGCGGAAUCUUGAGCGCCUUUAUAUUUACUUUUCACAACACGAGCAAGAUGUCGGCAUAGUCAUUCAUACGACUUUCAGGGAGAUUAGGGAGAUCACUUCCAGCUUCCCACGGUUAGAGUGGCUGAUAAUACACGAGAAUGCAGGCUCUCACAAUGGAACUUCAGGACGGUGGACAGAUACAUUAACUAUUAUGCUGCAUGUCAACAUGAUUUGCAAUCACCUGAAAAACGACACAAACCUUACUCAUCUGGCCUUUGCUAUCCCUUCCCGCCGGGCAGUGGAAAUCACAAGGCACGAUCUACCCAGAGCUCCAUCAGCAGAAAGUGAAAUCACGAGAUGGUAUUUACGGUUGGCGCGCAUGCUUGUGGAGGCCAGUCCACAACUACAACAUGUGGCCAUUAUGGAUAAUUGGCCUUAUUACUACUCUGCUAGAAAGGGCGAUGAUGGAGUAACAACAACUGAAAAGAAGGAUGAACGAAACAUUGGUCCAUCGUCAAGUUUCCCUCGCGGGCUCCGGUCUUAG
Messenger RNA from Fusarium pseudograminearum CS3096, 1230 nucleotides. RefSeq lists its product as uncharacterized. The record is from RefSeq and is a predicted model, not a curated record. The transcript is spliced from 3 exons. NCBI's taxonomy places the organism in Eukaryota, Fungi, Ascomycota, Sordariomycetes, Hypocreales, Nectriaceae. The coding region runs from base 1 to 1230 and encodes 409 amino acids.